CUCAGAGAACACUGAGUAUGUCAGUCUUGAGGUGGUGUGUGUCUCCCUGCGGUCCCGUGUUUCCAGACAAACUUUAGAGUUGGUGCAGCAUUAGUAGACUACAGGCCAGAGUUGACAUCGAUCAGCAAUAAUUUGCCGAGGCUUUUUUUGUUUUUGAAACUUUUCCUUCCUUAUAUAACUUAUUUGUUUAUUCAUCCACUUUCUGCAAUGUCUUCUAACUGUAACAACAGCGUAGGCCUUAACUGCCCUAUUCCCAGUCGCGUUGAGCAGUCGAAAGACUGGUCUCAGCUGCCCUACAGUCAGACGCCCGGAGGCACCCUGUUCUCCACGACGCCUGGAGGAACCAGGAUCAUCUAUGACAGAAAGGUCCUGCUGGAGUGUCGGAAUUCACCGAUCGCGCGCACCCCCCCAUGCUGCCUCCCCCAUAUCCCAGGGGUCACGGUGCCGGCCCUGCACCCUCUGGGCAAGCUGAAGGAGAUGGAGGAGAACAAAGACUUCUCAGCUGAUGAUGCCCAGUUUGUAAUUGACAUCUGAACCUACUCAUCCAAACCAGCCCUGUUGGAGAAAUUGUAUUCCGUUCAGACCACUGGGUGGUCUUUCUACUGGUCAGCGGACAGAACGCUCACUUUAUAUUCCCUUCUGUUUAAUCCUGGUGGAUGACUCAAGAACCGUUAAAUGCUCAGAGUUGAUCUCUGAGGCUAGAGGAAGAACUCUGGGUACAUUUUGUAAGGGUGGCUGCAGUCAGUCUGCUAGCUGUGCCAAGGAGGGUAACACAGAUUGUUCUGCUGCUUUUAUCUUGAUAUACUUUUUAUUCUGUACACUUGGUACUUUGUUUUUACAGGAUUAAUUCAUGUAUAAUUAGAUUUUUUUCGUGGGAACAAAUAUUUUCAUGUUGCAUUUUUAUAUGUGAUAUGUGGGUUGGCAGCCGAUUUAUGAGGUGAUCCAGAGAUUACUUCAGUUAAUCUCUGGGCUCUUUGACAGUGUGUGCUGUUCAGCUGCAGAGAAAAUAAAUGAAAGAAAACUGAAUGAAUGGAAAAAAGUUAUAAAGGGUGCUUUGUGUAUUAAAAUAAAAUAAUCUAAUUGUUUGAAAAGACA
This is a messenger RNA of Coregonus clupeaformis (lake whitefish), 1095 nucleotides long. RefSeq names its product eukaryotic translation initiation factor 4E-binding protein 3-like. The coding region runs from base 208 to 534 and encodes 108 amino acids. The record is from RefSeq and is a predicted model, not a curated record. Gene Ontology annotation, biological process: negative regulation of translational initiation. Gene Ontology annotation, molecular function: eukaryotic initiation factor 4E binding. NCBI's taxonomy places the organism in Eukaryota, Metazoa, Chordata, Actinopteri, Salmoniformes, Salmonidae. The transcript is spliced from 3 exons. Gene Ontology annotation, cellular component: cytoplasm.